Molecule: messenger RNA, 720 nt
Organism: Molossus molossus (Pallas's mastiff bat)
Lineage: Eukaryota; Metazoa; Chordata; Mammalia; Chiroptera; Molossidae
Gene: NKX2-8
Product: NK2 homeobox 8
Exons: 2
Coding region: 1-720 (239 amino acids)
Biological process (GO): cell differentiation; regulation of transcription by RNA polymerase II
Cellular component (GO): nucleus
Molecular function (GO): DNA-binding transcription factor activity, RNA polymerase II-specific; RNA polymerase II cis-regulatory region sequence-specific DNA binding
Source: RefSeq, a predicted model, not a curated record
AUGACCACCGCUGGACGCCUCAGCUUCACCGUGCGAAGGCUCCUGGAUUUACCAGAGCCGGACGCGCAGCACCUGCGGAGUCGGGGACCCGAGCUGCGCGACGUGGGUCCCGGCCCCGGCCCCUGCCCCACCUGGCUGGAAUCCGAGAGCGGCCACUACGCGUCCUCGGACGAGAGCAGCCCAGAGACCAGCCCGCCCACCUCGUCGCAGCGGCCGCCGGCUCUGCCAGCGUCCCCGAGCUCUGACGCGGAGAAGAGGAAGAAGCGGCGGGUGUUGUUCUCAAAAGCGCAGACGCUGGAGUUGGAGCGGCGCUUCCGGCAGCAGCGCUACUUGUCUGCGCCCGAGCGCGAGCAGCUGGCGCGCCUCCUGCGCCUCACUCCCACGCAGGUCAAAAUCUGGUUCCAGAAUCAUCGCUACAAGCUGAAGCGCACGCGCGCGCCGGGAGCGGUGGAGUCGCCCGACUUGGCAGUCGCUGCGGAGCUGAGCGCCGCGCCCGGCCUGCUGCGCCACGUGGUGGUGCCGGUGCUGGUGCGCGAAGGGCAGCCGUGCGGCGGAGGCAGCGGCGACGUGGGCAUCGUCACCCAAGACAAAAACGGCGCGCCCCCGGCCGCCGCCUGCCCUCUGCCCGGCUACGCCGCCUUUGGGCCCGGCUCGGCGCUGGGCCUCUUCCCCGCCUACCAGCACUUAGCGCCCCCCGCCCUGGUCUCUUGGAAUUGGUGA